GAAACACCAACGGUUCGUACUCUUUACGCCGGAACAAACCAGUCCGCAAACAACGCACCCGCGAUUGUUAUCGCACAUACCCACACACACACACUGAGGUACACGUUCACUCUCGUCUGCCGCGUCGUCUCGCACAUAACAUUUACAAUAAAAAUAUACACAUUCACGCACGCGAACGCAACAUAGCUCCGGUCGUUCGGGUUCCAGUAGGAUAACCCAUACGAGCAUCCGGACGCCAUGCGCCCGCAACGGGACGGCAAAAUGUUUCCGAGACCGCAUACAAACAUGUAUUUAAUACUGUUCGCAAUUUUGGGGAUUCAGUUUGCCUUUUCUCAGCAAACUAACCCAAAUGAUUUGGAAGUGGUGCUUAACAUUGAAGACAGCAAUAAAACUCAAUAUCAUGAGCAAAAUUUCGAUACCAUGGCCUAUAUAUUCGGCUACGAAGUAGGCCCAAAUGGUCAAUUCCACCACGAGAAUAAAGGUCCAGAUGGAUUCACAUAUGGUUGUUACGGAUAUGUAGAUCCAGAAGGAAAAUUACAAGCAACUCAUUAUAUAUCUGAUGGUUGGGGAUAUAGAGUUGUCACACCUGGUGAAUCUGUAGAAAUAUUCCAUCAUAAACAUGACCCCUCUGAUGAAAAUCAAACUAAUGAAAGUUCUGAGGGAGGUUCGGAACACGAACAUCAUGGACACCAUGGAGUGGUAACAGCAUGGGGUGAUCUUUAUUUCCCAAAAGGAUGUGGAGGAGGACGUCCAAUUCAAGGUACUGGCCAAUUAGGCGGAUCUGGUUCAUCGGGAUACCCUAGUUUUGUCGGAGUUGGUCAACCAGGACCAGCUGGAGCACCCGGAUCACCAGGACCGUCUGGUUCUCCAGGCUCCCCAGGAUCUGGUGGUUAUCCAGGUUCUGGUGGAUCUCCAGGAUUUGGUGGAUCUCCAGGAUCCCCAGGAUCAUUCGGUAAGCCGGGAUAUCCAGGUUCCCCAGGAUCACCAGGGUCUCCGGGCUCCCCAGGAUCACCAGGGUCUCCAGGGUCUCCAGGAUCUGGUGGUUAUCCAGGAUCUGGUGGUUAUCCAGGAUCUGGUGGAUCUCCAGGAUCUCCAGGUUCAUUCGGAAAGCCAGGAUAUCCAGGCUCACCAGGAUCUCCGGGCUCCCCAGGAUCACCGGGAUCCCCAGGAUCGCCUGGCUCCCCAGGAACACUUGGCUACCCAGGGUCAGGAUCUCCAGGAUCACCAGGAUCCCCAGGCUCCCCAGGGGCACCUGGCUACCCAGGACCAGGAUCGCCAGGUUUACCAGGAUCGCCAGGAUCACCAGGAACUCCAGGUUCACCGGGAUCACCAGGGUCCCCCGGAUCAUUGGGCUAUCCAGGAUCAGGAUCACCAGGUUCACCAGGAUCUCCAGGCUCCCCAGGAUCACCAGGAUCCCCAGGGUCUGGUGGUUAUCCAGGUUCCUCAGGUUCAUUCAAUAAGCCAGGAUAUCCAGGCUCACCAGGAUCCCCAGGCUCCCCAGGAUUACCAGGAUCCCCAGGGUCACCAGGAUCACUUGGCUACCCAGGAUCAGGAUCUCCUGGAUCAUUUGGUUACCCAGGUUCACAAGGAUCUCCAGGCUCACCAGGAGCUCCAGGCUCACCAGGAUCACCAGGUUCACCAGGAUCACUUGGCUACCCAGGAUCAGUAUCUCCACCAACAUUUGGUUACCCAGGUUCACAAGGAUCACCGGGCUCACCAGGAUCUCCAGGAUCACCUGGAUCACCAGGUUCACCAGGAUCACUUGGUUUCCCAGGAUCAUUUGGUUACCCAGGCUCACAAGGAUCGGCAGGUUCACCAGGGUCUCCAGGGUCUCCAGGAUCCCCAGGAUCUCCAGGGUCACAUGGAUCCCUCGGAUACCCAGGUAGUUCCACAACAUCACCCGGAUCACAUGGCUAUCCAGGAUCGCCAGGCUCACCAGGCUUGCCAGGCUCACCAGGCUCACCGGGCUCACCAGGCUCACCGGGAUCUCAUCAUCAUUUAGGAGGUUCGCCAGGAUCUCCAGGAUCUCAUGGGUACCCUGGCACACAAGGAUCUCCGGGUUCACCAGGAUCUCCAGGCUCACCGGGAUCUCCAGGGUUCCCAGGAUCACUUGGAUACCCAGGCUCACCAGGCUCUCCAGGUUCUCUUGGCUAUCCGGGUGCACCAGGAUCUCCAGGCUAUCCAGGUGGUUAUCCAGUAUCAUCAGGAACUCCAGGUUCACCAGGGAAACCCGGAUCCCCAGGAUUACCAGGAACUCCUGGCUUACCUGGUAAACCAGGUUCAGGAUUAUCAUCUUACCCAAAACCAGGAUCUCCAGGAUCUCCAGGUAUUCCAGGUGCUCCAGGUAGCCCAGGACUACCCAGCCUACCAUCUUAUCAAAAACCAACAGUUUAUCCGUCAUCCACUUAUCCUGGUAGCUCAGGUUCUCCAGGCUCUCCAGGCUCCCCAGGCUUACCCGGAACUCCAGGCUUACCAGGUAAACCAGGAUCUCCAGGCUUUCCAUCAUAUCAACAACCAUCACCUUACCCCACUUCAUCUUAUCCUAGUGCACCAGGCUCAUCAGGUUUACCAGGAACUCCAGGAAUUCCAGGAGCUCCAGGUUUGCCAGGUUCACCGGGAUCAAUUUCAUUUAACAGACCAACUUCAUACCCAAGUGGUCCAGGAUCACCAGGGUUACCAGGAUCACCAGGAUUACCAGGAACACCAGGCCUGCCCGGUUCCUACCAAAAACCAACACCAUACCCAGGAACAUUAUAUCCUAGCGGACCAGGAGCCCCGGGAUCACCAGGCACUCCAGGAUACCCAGGAUCACCAGGCCAACCAGGAACUCCGGGAUUACCAGGUUCUUCACUAUACCCGAAACCAUCAUACCCUGUAGCUCCAGGUUCACCAGGUUCUCCAGGUUCGCCAGGUUCUCCUGGUCUACCAGGAAAACCAGGAUCUUAUGUCCCACAAUCUCCAUACCCAGGAUCAGUUUAUCCAGGUACCCCAGGUCAACCAGGUCAGCCAGGAACUCCAGGAUUACCAGGUAAACCAGGAGCAUCAGUUAUACCAAGUAUACCAUCAUAUGAAAAACCACAACCAACUUAUCAAAAACCAAAUGUAGGGUACCCCGGAAGUCCAGGCCAACCAGGCACUCCAGGUUUACCAGGUGCUUCAGGAUUACCAGGCACAAUUUCAUACCCGAAACCCACACCACCAUCUGCAUAUCCCGUAGGACCAGGUCAAUCAGGAUACCCCGGAUCUCCAGGACUUCCAGGUCAACCUGGAACACCAGGUCUACCUGGGUCUGGAUACCAGCCCUCAUAUCAAAAACCAACUCCCCUUAACCAAUAUGGAAAUCCAUCUUUAUAUCCAGGAUCUUCUUAUCCUGGAAGUCAAGGAUUACCCGGAACACCAGGAUUGCCAGGUCAACCAGGUACACCUGGAACACCAGGCUCAGCUUAUCCAGGCUCUGCAUUAAAUCAAACACCUAAUUAUCAAUCUGUCAAACCAAGCUCACAGGGUUAUCCAAGUUCCUCAUAUCCAGGAAGUCCAGGUCAACCGGGCACCCCAGGAUUACCAGGUCAACCAGGAACCCCAGGAAUACCAAGCCAGCCAUCUUAUCAAAAACCAAGUCCACCAACAUACCCAGUUAAACCAACAUAUCCUUCACAACCAUCGUAUUCUGGUUAUCCCGGAAGCUCAGGCCAACCAGGAAAACCAGGUACUCCUGGUACUCCAGGUACACCAGGUACACCAGGAAUCCCCGCGGGACCGUCCUACCAAAAACCUACACCACCUGCUGGAUAUCCAGGUUCUCCUGGUACACCAGGACAACCAGGAACCCCUGGCCUCCCAGGUAUUCCAGCUCAAUCGUUUGGUCAAAAUCCUCAAGCUUCGGUUGACUAUGGAAAACCUAAUCCAUCAGGAUAUCCUGGUUCUACAGGUCAACCAGGCCUUCCCGGUCAACCAGGCACUCCAGGAACUCCAGGAACCCCAGGAUUCCCAGGUUCUUAUCCCACUUCACCAAAACCCAGCCCAUCUCCCAUAACUCCAGGCAGUGGAAGUGUAUCAGGUUUACCAUCCAAUGGUUAUCCAAAUAAGCCUAAUCCUCAACCAACAUACCCGGGUCAGAAUUAUGUCUACCCUACCAGCUAUCCUCAAAGACCAAAUGUUCCUGACUAUGGAGCACAGCAGCCAAAUGAAUAUCCAGGGUAUUUGAGUUCAGGUUAUCCAGUACCCCCUCCUCCAAAUGCACCACUUCCUAAUUACCCACCACCUAGUUCACCAUCUGGGUACCCUGGUUAUUUUGAACUUUACCCGGGUCAAAAUCAAGUAUACCCUGGUCAACCAGAUUUUAAUUCAUACCCAGCUGGCGAUCAAUAUCCUUUCAACGGAAAUUUGUAUGGUUAUCCUGAACCACAAUUUACAUACCCAGCAACAGAAAACAAAGGUAAAACACCUCAAAUAACUACACCCGUCUCUACUUCAACAUCUGGUUACAAGAGUAAAUCUAGCCAAACAACUGUAGAAUAUCCAAAAACACCUAGUUUGAUAGAUGUACGCAUUAAUGUGCCAAAUGAACCUGAAUCCAAUGAUGGCCAAAAAGCCGUAGUUUUAAGUAAAAAUGAAUUAAUAGGACCAUCGUCGGGAUCAUCUGGAUAUUCCAGCUCACUUACUCCACAAUACGUGAACAGUCCUACAAAGGCACCCAAAUUACCAUAUCAGUUUGGUCAAGAAUCGAAUCAGGUAGUCUUAUCAUCAAACAAACCAGAGACCAGCACUCUGUUGUAUAGUGUACCAGCUAAAACAUCAUCGACACCUGAAAAUAUUAAUUCUGUGGAAUCAACCAGUACCAUAUCUUACGAAGACCAAUUCAGUACUCUUUCACCGGAUUCUUCGACGCCAGUCAAUAUAAUUCCUUAUCCUUUGCCAAUUGUGCCAAAUCCAGGAUCUUGUCCAUGCUAUUUUGUUCCACCAACAAGUAGUAAUUCUACUAAUCAAAUACAACAACAACAACCAACAUUUGACUUGAAUAAUCUCCCGGAGGGUGCUGUUAUUGGAUUUGUGCCUGUAGUAUUUUAUCCAUCGUGUGGAGCAGGAAGUGCAGCAUCAAAAGAUGUGCUAUCAUCUAAAUUAGAACCUGUUUUCCCCUCGGCUUAUCAGGUACCAUAUAAAUGUUCAUAUUGCGAACAAAGUGAAUCACAAACUGCAACUAUCAGAAGCAGUUUUGAUCAAGUAGUGAAACAAAGUCAAUUAAAUCCAUCCGUUGUAAUUAAAAGCCCAAGUAGAAAGAAUUACCCAAAUGCCCCAAUUUAUGACCAACAAGAAUUUGGAAGAAAAAUAAAAGUUGUAAGAAGGAAAACAAAAGAUGAAUAAUAUUGAAAAUAAUAGCAAAACACUUUUAAAGACUAAAAAAAACUACAAACUAGAAAACAAAUAAAACAGCACAGCAUAAAUAUAACAUUUCAAUAUUGUUUAUAUUUGAACAUGCAGCUAUGCGAUUGGGUCCAUAUUGAACAAAAAAAAAAAAAAAUCAAUUGACAGUUAAAUUGUACUAUAAACUUUAAUGCCACAAAAGCUCAGGUAAUUUUAUUUUUAGUUUAAGUUAAUUUUAUUGAUUGUAAUCCAAAUUACAAGGAUAUUUUUUUAUUGAAAGUGUUUUUUUUUUUUAAAUAAACGUUUAAUAGGAUCAAAAUGUACAAUAAAUUAUAAUUAAAUAAUCGACAUUGAAAGUCAUUUUAUGAAUGUAUUAUUGGCUUUAUUAAACAGCAAUUUUAAUUGUUCCAAUUGGAUUUUAAUGAAAAUGUUAUAUUACGUUUAUUAGUGUAUACUAUCUGUUAAUUAUAACCCGUCCAGAAGUUACCAAACAUUUUCUGUCAAUUUAUAGAUACUGUCGUAAGUCUAAAUAAAUCUUUGUUACGACAAAACUGUAUAUUUGUAUAAGGUAACUCCUGGAUAGACGUUGAUUGACAAUUUUGAUUUUUUUCUUAAUGAAUAUUUGUUUCUAUGUGCCGUACCUAAAUGUCAAUUAAAAAUAAAUAAAGUAUAAAUAAUUUGAAU
Myzus persicae (green peach aphid) is the source of this 6045-nucleotide messenger RNA. RefSeq names its product collagen alpha-1(III) chain-like. Gene Ontology annotation, cellular component: basement membrane. The record is from RefSeq and is a predicted model, not a curated record. Bases 238 to 5361 code for a protein of 1707 amino acids. Lineage: Eukaryota; Metazoa; Arthropoda; Insecta; Hemiptera; Aphididae. The transcript has 28 exons.